GCGCUAAUCUGGGUAACGGCUGACCAUUUAGAUACACUCUUAGGCAAUUGUAAACAGAUCGGUGAUAUGUUGGAUAUCGAGGGCUCUGAAUAUCUAUCUGAUGAUGAGCUUAGCAAAUCUAUUAAAACAAAGUUAGAAGAGCAACGUUAUUUAGUUGUUGUUGAUGAUGUUUCUAGUGAAGAAAUAAGAGAUGUCAUUGGAAGAUUCAUGCCGGAUUAUAAUGCUGACAUAAUUGUUACCAGUCACUACAAUGACUGGGAUUAUUGUAAAUUACUCGUAAGACAAUGCACCGAAAAUGAUGCCAUCGCUAUCGCAGAACAUAUUCUGAAAAAAAAGGGGGGCAAAUAUAUAGACUCAGCACAUUUGAAAGAACUGGUCGCAUACUUCGAAUGCAAUAUUUUGUGGGUAACACAGGCGGCAAAUUAUAUCUCGGAAAAUUUAGGUAGUAAUGUGGUUUCUUACUUAAAUAACCAACAGAAGUCAGGACAACCUUUGAGUGACUAUUGUAAAAAUCCACAACAAGCAUUAUUGGCUA
Molecule: messenger RNA, 535 nt
Organism: Acaulospora morrowiae
Lineage: Eukaryota; Fungi; Glomeromycota; Glomeromycetes; Diversisporales; Acaulosporaceae
Source: the annotation of a GenBank genome assembly